Colletotrichum phormii is the source of this 415-nucleotide messenger RNA. RefSeq lists its product as uncharacterized. NCBI's taxonomy places the organism in Eukaryota, Fungi, Ascomycota, Sordariomycetes, Glomerellales, Glomerellaceae. The annotation marks the transcript as partial. The transcript has 2 exons. The record is from RefSeq and is a predicted model, not a curated record.
GAAUAGGGUCGAGAUAGGCUACAAGAAUGGCCCUUCUUGAUCCAUAUCUCUAAACUCCCAAUCUCACAAGUUAUUCUAUAGUCAUAUCCACCACCCCAGUUCCAAUUACACUCACCUACCUUACCCUAUUUCACAUAUACAAUACCUCGUCCUUCUCAAACUACCAGACAAACACAACACGAAAAAAAUGCACUUCUCAAUGACCCUCCUCUCCAUCGCCGCCCUGGCCUUCUCUUCAGCGACAGUCCUCGCAAACCCCAUCGCCCAACCGGCAGCGGCGGCAGAAAAACUGAAGAACCGUAAUCCCCUUUCUGCAGAAGAGACCGAAGUCAUCAAGCGCGCCGCAGAGAUCCUGGAGACUCGUCAGGGAUGGACGUGUUCGUUCUUGGGCGGAGAUAAGGCGUGUCAGGUCAAG